AUGACGGCCAAGCCCCCCGCCCUCGAUGUCUCGGCCACGCACCUCGUCGCGACGCUGUUCUACAAGGCCGACACCCCAAACUUCUUCCAGCAUGCAGACUUGUCCCCACGCAGUCCCGGCGACCCCAUCCCAUCCGCCUCGCUCGAGUCGCUAAAAGACGGCGUCGUGCCUACCCAGGACCUUGCAGACUACCCGCUCGAGCCGCCGACUCCUGGGCCCAACGCCCUCGACAACCUCUACGGAAGCUACAUCAGCCAAAGCUGCCUCACAGACUUCUUCGCCACCCUCACCAGCGUCAUCGCCGGCCUGGAACAGAACACGAUAACGAGCAGGAGGCUCGAGGCGAGCAAGCUCUGCAGGGUAGUCGAAGUCACCUUCCCACUGCCCAGCGCUUCGCCCAUCGCGCUCGAGACACUGCGGAGGCAUGAGGCUGUAUCGCGCUUCGAGCGCAAAUGGAACACCGAGUGCGUCUUCCAGCCAGACACAGUCCACCGCCGAUACAAGAGGCUGGCUGUCUUUGACAUGGACAGCACCCUGAUACAGCAGGAGGUCAUCGACGAAAUCGCCUCGCUGAUCGGCGUCGAGAAGGAGGUAUCCGCCAUCACCGCUGCCGCCAUGAACGGCGAGUUGGACUUUGAGGCUAGCCUGCGCGCACGAUGCAAGCUGUUGAAGGGCGUGCCAAGCAGUGUCUUCGAGACGCUCAAGCCGCGCAUCACUCUGAAUGAGGGCGUCAAGGACCUCAUCACCGCUUUGAAGCGACUAGGCUUCAAGACUGCCGUUCUCAGUGGAGGCUUCACUCCGCUGACGGGCUGGAUGGGCCAGCAACUCGGCCUCGACUACGCCUUCGCCAAUCAUCUCGUUGUUUCCGACGACGGAGCCACGCUUACCGGCGAACUGACUGGCGAAAUUGUACACGCCCAGAAGAAACGCCAACACGUCCUGGAAAUUGCUGAGAAAGAAAACAUACUUCUGGACCAAGUUGUAUGCGUCGGCGACGGCGCCAACGACCUUCCCAUGAUGGGUGUGGCUGGUUUGGGUGUUGCCUUCCACGCAAAGCCAAAGGUGCAGAUGCAGGCUCCUGCUCGCCUAAACUCCAAGAGCAUGUUGGACAUCCUGUACCUCUUUGGUAUCUCCAAGGAGGAGCAAGAAGCACUAUUGCAAUAG
Molecule: messenger RNA, 1164 nt
Organism: Alternaria arborescens
Lineage: Eukaryota; Fungi; Ascomycota; Dothideomycetes; Pleosporales; Pleosporaceae
Exons: 1
Coding region: 1-1164 (387 amino acids)
Biological process (GO): dephosphorylation; L-serine biosynthetic process
Cellular component (GO): cytoplasm
Molecular function (GO): magnesium ion binding; L-phosphoserine phosphatase activity
Source: RefSeq, a predicted model, not a curated record